GUAUACAUACAGAAGAUCAUGUUGCGGACUUUUUCGUACGUGGUGUGGGUUUACGGGCUGCUGGUGCAUUCGGUGCUGCCUUCGACAAGUACGAGGGUUGCCAGAGUUGGAGUCGACAGCAGGGACGACGACGACGAUGCCUCGCCCGUCAUCAUCUACGGCGGACUGGUGAGUGACAGGACCACGGUGCCAUGGAUGGCGUACUUGACCACUCCGGAGGACAACGCCAAGUGCGGAGGGUCACUUAUAUCGACCUGGGUCAUACUCACGGCUGCCCAGUGCGUCACCUAUGAUUCUGGAGGAUCGCCAGUGAAAAGCAGCGCUGUCACGUAUCAACUGGGUGGAAUCACAACUUCAUCCUUGGACGAAAUAGACAAUGGUGAAUUCAGUGCAACGCAGAUGGAC
Molecule: messenger RNA, 405 nt
Organism: Notodromas monacha
Lineage: Eukaryota; Metazoa; Arthropoda; Ostracoda; Podocopida; Cyprididae
Source: the annotation of a GenBank genome assembly